Molecule: messenger RNA, 2663 nt
Organism: Cyphomyrmex costatus
Lineage: Eukaryota; Metazoa; Arthropoda; Insecta; Hymenoptera; Formicidae
Gene: Madm
Product: MLF1-adaptor molecule
Exons: 11
Coding region: 255-2069 (604 amino acids)
Biological process (GO): protein phosphorylation
Molecular function (GO): ATP binding; protein kinase activity
Source: RefSeq, a predicted model, not a curated record
CGCUGCUGCUGCUGUUGCUGUUGCUGUCGUCGUUGCCGCCGCUGCCGUUGUAGCCGACAUCGACGACGCCGACGCUGCCGCCGCCGCUGCUCUCCGUGUGUAUCCGCUCAUCCCACGAGUCAGUACGUCGCCGGUCGUUGUCGUGGCGAAUCGCCCGAUACGAGACUAGAAGAGUGUACCGCACUGGAGAUCGUCACCGAUGAGUUUGGCCUGCUGUUCGCUGCUGCCUUUCUAACUAAUCGCAAGCGUGUGUGAUGCCCGGGAGCCGCUCCAGCACGGACCCAGAGCACAAGUCACCGCGGGAAAGUGGUGAAGACUCGGAGGAUGAGAGCGAGAUCCUGGAAGAGAGCCCGUGCGGGCGGUGGCUUAAGCGCCGGGAAGAGGUAUAUGUAGGUUCCAAAUCAACGUUAGCUGAGGGUUCUAGCUUCGGAUCCACACGAGGAACUGAAAACGAAGUUACUGAUACAAUGGAAGUGGAACAAAGAGAUGUUCCAGGAAUUGACUGUGCCUAUUUGGCGAUGGAUACAGAAGAAGGUGUUGAAGUGGUAUGGAAUGAAGUGCAAUUUUCGGAAAGGAAAAACUUCAAGGCCCAGGAAGAAAAGAUACAACUUGUUUUUGAGAACCUCACGCAAUUGGAGCACCCUAACAUUGUUAAAUUUCAUAGGUAUUGGACAGAUACCCAUAAUGACAAACCCCGAGUUAUAUUUAUAACGGAAUAUAUGUCAUCCGGGUCCCUGAAACAGUUCCUAAAACGAACGAAACGUAAUGUAAAAAGGUUACCUCUACAAGCAUGGAAACGGUGGUGUACGCAAAUACUUUCUGCACUCAGUUAUUUGCAUUCCUGUUCACCUCCUAUUAUACAUGGGAAUCUUACCUGUGACACUAUAUUUAUCCAGCAUAACGGACUUGUAAAAAUUGGUUCAGUAGCCCCAGACGCAAUUCAUCAUCACAUCAAGACUUGUAGAACAAACAUGAAGAAUAUGCAUUUUGUGGCCCCAGAAUAUGGAAAUUCCGUCACACCUGCCAUUGAUAUUUAUUCGUUCGGGAUGUGUGCUUUGGAAAUGGCUGCGCUGGAAAUUCAGGGAAAUGGUGAUACGGGUACAAUUGUUACCGAAGAAAACAUCCAGAAGACAAUAGAAUCUUUAGAUGAUGUUCAACAAAAAGAUUUUAUUCGUAAAUGUCUUCAGGUGGACCCGCUCAGUAGACCGAGUGCGAGAGAGUUGCUAUUUCAUCCCGUUCUGUUCGAAGUACAUUCUCUCAAGUUACUUGCAGCACACGCCUUGGUCAAUUCAGCUACUAACAUUUCGGAAACAAUCACAGACGAAGUGUUACAAAGGCUAUAUGGACCAGAUACCGUAGUCGCCGAAAUAAAAUAUCAAGGAAUACCUCCGCAACAAAUUCGUUUAAGUGAUAUUCCUGUUACGGAGAAAUUAGAAAAAUUUGUUGAAGAUGUAAAGUACGGAAUAUAUCCAUUGACUGCAUUUAUGGCGAAAUUACCUCCGCCUGUCCGACCGAGGGCGAUAUCGCCCGAAGUGACAGAAUCGGUUAAAUCGGUUACACCCGAGCCCGUGGACGUGGAGUCUCGAAGAGUAGUUAAUAUGAUGUGUAAUGUUAAGCCUAGAGAAGAUAGUAGUGAAUUACUUAUGACAAUAUUGUUGCGAAUGGAUGACAAAAUGAAUAGACAAUUGACGUGUCCUGUGAGCCAAAUGGACACCUCAAUGCUUCUCGCACAGGAACUUGUACAUUUUGGAUUUAUUAAUGAGAACGACCGUGAUAAAAUAGCCAAUUUAAUUGAAGAGGCAUUGAGGAGAUAUUUCAACAAGCAAAUAGUGACGCCAGGAAUGGUAUCAUUAACUAAUCUUCCUACUCAAACUACUUUAUUGCUGCCUGAUUCGGAAUUUUCAUGUCUGCAACACUUUGACAAUUCCGUGUGUAACGCCACAACAUCCAAUAGUGAUAAUGCAACUAACCUGCUGCCAAAAACCUCAGGUAUACCUGUGUCAAGUAACAAAACGAGUAAACUUCACGAUGAUGCAGAACCGCCGACAAUCAGCGAGAGCGGUAGUUAACCAUCCAGGACGUCUGAUAACUCAGUUCACUGUGCCACUUUGCACGCUUUAUGUAUAGACUGGCUAUGUAUUUUUAUAUUUAAGUAAACAGAAUGAAGAGGAAUGGAAGUAAAAAUGGGAGGGUGCCGUGGCUACACCUCUAAGCUAAAUACGACUGCAAAUUAGGAACUGCUUAGUAUAUUUACUUUCGUAUUUAGGCUCUUAAAGUAAUACUUCCGUUGUCAAAUUUCGUUGGCCCUCUAUAUUCUAGAGUUUUUACGUUAUACAGGUUCUACCUGUUAUAUCGUUAUAUAGGUAUGUGACAAAGAAUGUAUAAAUCUAAUGUAAAAAGACCAAAUACUUGUGAUUGUAUAAUUAAGAGGAUAGUUAGAGGUCUGCUGGAUAUUGAUUCAUAUUUAUACGAAGCUACGUACGAUUUGAUACUUACCUGUCGUAAUCUACCUAUCGGAUACAGUUACGAAAGUUCGUUAUGUAUCAUGUUUCUCAUAACAUCUCUUAGAAUUACAAAAUGUGAAAAUUAAUACGCCGAAAUUGUAUAUCAUGCUUUUCAUCAUGACAACAUAUUCCAUAAAAUUUAUUUUGUGCGUGCAAAUC